ACGUAUUUGCCUCGGUCGCGUUUCUCUUAGUAACGUUCAACAGCAAUAUGUUCUUUCUUUAAAUUUACUAUCUUGUACGAUCGCACCGGAUGAACGUUACGGUAGUUUUGGAUUCGUUUAUUUAUUAAUUUAUUCAUUUAUUUAUCGACGAACGCUUCUCACUUUGCAAUAGUCAUCGAUAAUUAUGUGGGACAAAUGCAAAGCGGCGCUUCUGCUUGUAAUGUUGGUCAUCGUCGCAAGCGAUGCAAAUGACUGCGUGCCUCGAAAUUUUGGUCAUGGCAGUAUCGUAUGCGUUUGUAAUGCAACCUACUGUGACGAGCUACCGGAUAACAACCCCAAAGUCCCAGAGAACGGAACGUUCUACUGGUACGUUUCGAGCAAAGAGGGUCUCAGGCUGAGCAUGCUACAGGCGCGGAUGGGUUCUUGUCAAAAUUCCAGCACCGGUACGGUUCUAAAUAUAGAUACAUCGAAAAAAUACCAAACCAUCUUGGGCUUUGGCGGUGCCUUUACGGACUCGGCGGGAAUGAAUAUCAGAAAUCUCAGUGAGGCUACACAGGACCAAUUAAUUCGGGCGUACUACGGUUCAAACGGGAGCAGAUAUUCGUUAGGUCGAAUACCAAUCGCUGGAACUGACUUCUCUACGAGACCUUACACGUACGAUGACGUCCCUGAUGAUAUGACACUGCAAAACUUUAGCCUUGCCCAGGAAGAUUACGAUUAUAAGAUACCGUAUCUAAGAAAAGCCAUUGAAUUAAACCCUGACGUAAAAUUCUUUAGUGCUGCAUGGUCAGCUCCACCGUGGAUGAAAACUAACGACCGAAUCAAUGGAUUUGGCUUUUUAAGGAAGGAUCGUUAUCAGGUCUAUGCCAAUUACAUAGUAAAAUUUUUGGACGCGUAUAAAAGCAAUGGCGUUGAUGUAUGGGCCGUUUCGACAGGAAACGAGCCAUUAAACGCUUAUGUGCCUUUUGAUCGCCUUAACACUAUGGGCUGGACACCAAACACUGUCGCUGAUUGGGUCGCUAAUUACGCGGGUCCAACUUUGGCAGCGUCCGCCCACAAUGGCACGCAAAUUCUUAUUCUAGAUGAUCAGAGAAUCGAAUUACCUUGGUUUGUAAAUAAAGUCUUCGAACAUGAAGCCGCGAAAAAAUACAUUGUUGGUACAGCUGUACAUUGGUACACAGAUAGUUUCGCUCCGCCAAUAUUAUUAGAUUUAACGCACGAUGGUUAUCCAGAUAAAUUUAUUCUCAUGACUGAAGCAUGUACAGGUGCCGGAAUUUUGGAUUAUCCAAAAGUUUCCUUAGGUUCGUGGAGCAGAGGGGAGGAAUAUAUUUUAAGCAUAAUAGAGUACAUGAAUCAUUGGUCAGUUGGAUGGGUAGAUUGGAAUUUAGCUUUAGACGCAACCGGUGGACCAAACUGGAUUCAAAAUUACGUCGACUCGCCCAUUAUUGUAAAUCCAGACACCGAUGAAUUUUAUAAACAGCCAAUGUACUAUGCUCUUAAGCACUUUAGCAGAUUCGUCGAUAGAGGCUCCAUUAGGAUUUCUAUUACCGAUACGAACAAUGUUAAAGCUACAGCCUUCGUAACACCCUCGAAUCAAGUCGUGGUUGUUCUAUAUAACAACAAUACCCAGAAGAAGAACAUUGUUCUCAAUGAUCCGGAAAAGAAUCCCAUUUGCUUGGAAUUACCCGCAUACUCCAUGAGUACCAUAAUUUAUGCACAAUAGAACUUGUAACUCGUUGAUUAUUAAAUACAAUUUGUAAUAUCGCCAUAUUGUAUGUAACGAUAAAUGGCAAUUAUAACGUACAUUGUAAUGCUAAUAUGCUAAUAUAUAACAUAAUAAAACGUGCAUCUCGAAAUUGAAA
Messenger RNA from Bombus pyrosoma, 1862 nucleotides. RefSeq names its product lysosomal acid glucosylceramidase-like. Lineage: Eukaryota; Metazoa; Arthropoda; Insecta; Hymenoptera; Apidae. Bases 185 to 1723 code for a protein of 512 amino acids. Gene Ontology annotation, molecular function: glucosylceramidase activity. Gene Ontology annotation, biological process: glucosylceramide catabolic process. The transcript is spliced from 8 exons. The record is from RefSeq and is a predicted model, not a curated record.